Molecule: messenger RNA, 3990 nt
Organism: Actinia tenebrosa (Australian red waratah sea anemone)
Lineage: Eukaryota; Metazoa; Cnidaria; Anthozoa; Actiniaria; Actiniidae
Product: CTP synthase 1
Biological process (GO): CTP biosynthetic process; pyrimidine nucleobase biosynthetic process
Cellular component (GO): cytoophidium; cytoplasm
Molecular function (GO): identical protein binding; CTP synthase activity
Source: RefSeq, a predicted model, not a curated record
AAAACACGUGGGGAAGAAAGUAGAAAGUUCAUCCGAAAAUUCACCGCCAAAAAAAACGAAGUCAACUGAAUAUUUUUCAAACACACCGAAAGAUUUAUUACUAUGAAGUAUAUUCUGGUAACCGGUGGUGUUAUAAGUGGCAUCGGUAAAGGAGUUAUUUCCAGCAGUAUUGGCACCAUACUCAAAGGUUGUGGUCUACGGGUCACUUCUAUCAAGAUAGACCCUUACUUAAAUAUCGACGCUGGAACUUUCUCUCCCUAUGAACACGGUGAAGUAUUCGUUCUUGAUGAUGGAGGGGAAGUAGAUCUUGAUCUUGGGAACUAUGAAAGAUUUUUGGAUGUGACCCUGAAGCAGGAUAAUAACAUUACUACUGGAAAAAUCUACCAGAAUGUAAUCCAACGUGAGCGAAAUGGUGACUACUUGGGCAAAACUGUACAAGUUGUACCUCAUAUAACUGAUGCCAUCCAGGACUGGGUCACCAGAGUGGCUAACUUGCCUAUUUAUGAUGGAGGACAAGAAACUUCUGACGUGUGCAUCAUUGAGCUCGGUGGUACUAUUGGGGAUAUUGAAGGCAUGCCCUUUGUAGAAGCCUUUCGUCAGUUUCAGUUUAGGGUUAAACGUGAAAACAUGUGUGUAGUCCAUGUGACACUUAUCCCAGCCCCUACAGCAACAGGAGAACAGAAGACCAAACCAACUCAGAACAGUGUUAGAGAAUUAAGAGGACUUGGACUAUCUCCUGACCUGAUUAUGUGUCGCUGUAAAACAUCAAUCACAGAUUCUGUGAAGAAAAAGAUUUCUCUUUUUUGUCAUGUAUCACCUGACCAGGUCAUUGAUGUCUAUGACUGCAAGUCGAUAUACAGAGUUCCUCUUCUUCUUCAUGAGCAAAAUCUGGUCCAGUUUUUUGAUGAACGAUUGCAGAUCCCACUACAAACUACUUGCAGACCCAAACACUUUAUGCAACACUGGAAAGAACUGGCUGAACGAGAAGAGCGCGUUCUUGACGUAGUGAAAAUAGCAAUUGUUGGCAAAUAUACUAAAUUAGAGGAUGCUUAUCUGUCUGUGCUGAAGGCUCUCAAACAUGCUUCUUUACACUGCAACAGAAAACUGGAAGUUGUGUGGGUUGAUGCAGAAAACCUAGAAAGGGAAACUCAAACAACUAAUGCAGUGGAGUAUCAUUAUGCAUGGCAGAAACUCUGUGGAUGCGAUGGUAUCCUUGUGCCUGGUGGAUUUGGAAAGAGAGGAAGCGAAGGAAAGAUAGCAGCUGCAGAGUGGGCAAGAACCAAACCAAUACCUUACUUAGGUGUUUGUUAUGGGAUGCAACUAGCUGUAAUUGAGUUUGCCAGAAAUGUUCUGGGAUGGAAAGAAGCAAAUUCAACAGAGAAUGACCCAGACACAAAACAUCCUGUGGUUAUUGAUAUGCCAGAACACAAUCCAGGACAGAUGGGAGGCACCAUGCGACUAGGUCGCCGUCGUACAGUGUUCUGUGAUGUAGAGGACAGUAUUGCAAGAAAACUGUAUAAAAAUGUUGACUCUGUUGAGGAACGACACCGACAUCGAUAUGAGGUUAAUCCAAAAAAGGUGCAUGAUUUUGAAGAAAAAGGAAUGAAGUUUGUCGGCAAAGAUAUUGAGGGUGAGAGAAUGGAGAUAAUGGAGUUACAAGGACACCCAUACUUCAUUGGAGUACAAUUUCAUCCAGAAUACAUAAGUCGACCACUCAAACCAUCACCACCUUACCUGGGGCUUAUUUUAGCAUCAAUCGGAAAGUUACAACAGUAUAUCAACAGAGGCUGCAGGCUAUCACCCAAAUGUAGCAUCAGCGAAGACGAGAGUGACAGUGAGGGUGAAACAGAACUCAAAACAUAGAUAGUUCAUAUUAUUUAAGCUAAGCUAUUUGUUAUGUUGCAUCAUCAAGGCCAUAUUAGUGGUAUUUUGCAAAAGAUUUCUCAUAACAAUCCUUUGUUAAUACCACCAUGUUAGAGCAGUUUUCGUAUGACUGUGAGAAGCUCCCAGCACGCACACGGUCCUGCCACAACAAGGGAUACGCCAGACCAGUUACAUUUUUCGAGAAUUUACUCUCCAUCCAAUCAAAUACCCGGAACACGGCAUAGACACACUCACACCAAGGUCAAGUCACUGACAGGCCAAUCACAUUGUGCAAGAAAAAAUCAGCCAAUUAAUAUUCUAGGAAACAUUGACGGUCACGGCACUGAACUUUUCACAGUCAUAUGAAAACUGCUCUUAAUACUGCCAUGUUUUUGUCUCCUGACUCUCUCAGGAAAUUGAGAUUUUUUAGGUGCAUUCACAUCCAAACUUGACAGGCCAUAAAACUGAGAAACAAUCUAAUCAUAUUCAUGAUAUUUUGUCGUGAGAAAUAUUUUUAAACAAAAGAUAACAAAUAUAGAAAAAAAUAAAAGACUUUAAAAAUAAAACAAAAUAAUUUUUUCAAAAUUGAACAUUUUCUUGGUGUGGCUUAUUAAGCUCCAUUAAUUUUGGAUGUGUUUGCAGCCCUCACAGUAUUUUGUUUAGCUCAUGCCAAUAUCUAAUGCUGCAUUUAUUACUGUAUGUAUGCCAGAGCAGGGCAGGUGAUAUUUUUCAAUACUGUACUCUUAAAAUUUUGGUCUACACUUGUUCUUUGAAAAUAAUUUGAGAUGUACCCAUUGAACUCACAGCUCGCCCUCCCCCUCCCCCCUCCUGAAUUUCACUUUACCACCUGGCAUACAUGACGAUAUCAGCCUAACCAAAAUAUAUUUGCUGUAAAAAUCUGUAAAUAAUUGGAUUUAAUUUGCACUUAAAAAUUGAUGUUUAUAGCCUACAUGUUUUUGCUUCAUUGGUUUAAACUUUUGUUUGUUUGAACGGUUCAAGUUGCCCAAAUGUAAACUUAUUAAUAAAAUUAUUUUAUUAGAACUACAUAAUUCAGUACAUGUAGCUAAAGAAGGUGUAAGUUAUGUUAUUAGAGCCUGGAGAAUCAAAUAAGCAUUAAAAAUCUGUACUAAUAAAGCUUUUUAGCUUAGGCACAAUAUUUUCCCAUUUCAAACCACGCCAUUUUCUAAGGUAUCAACAGGUAUUACUUUUUGUUUAACAGUUGCAUUAUUUUUGAGAAUAUGGAUAGAACUUAAACAAAGAAAUUUAUUCUCAUACCGUGAAAGAAUAAUCAAAGUAAUACAAAUUAGUAGACACUGAUUCCUUUGCUUUUUUUGGCUUUACUUGGACUGUUAGUUACUAAUUAUACAACAUUAUUUCACAAGCCAAAUAAAAUCACUCUUUGCCCAGAUAAAAAGUCUAUAGACCCAUUGCAGCACUUUGGAAUACAGCUCAAUCUGUGGGACAAAACAAUAGGUUCCAAUUCUCAGGAGAUUGGAAUUCUUUUGUUUUGUCCCCCAGAUCAAGUUGCUUUAACGUCACAUGCAAAUAUUUAUAAUUUCUUGAAAUUUUAUUUUAUGCCAAAAAUUUGCUACGUUUACGUAGUUAGACAAACUCCUUUUAGUCUGCUUCUAUAACUUUCAUAUUCGUAAAAUGUUCUUAUUUUAAAAACCAAAGCAUUGGAAAUCCAUAUAAUAGACUGUUUUUCUUAAUUUGGGCAUAUUCUUUUGUUUUCUUUAUUUAUCUGUCAUUGUAUCCUAUCUCGCAUAAAGCCGUUCUUAUGCUUUGACUUGUUAAUAAUUAUUUUGCUUCUUUAUUUAACUAUAUUUUUUCCUCAUUCUCUACAAGAACUAGGAAGCUCAUCUAGGGAGUUAGAUUUACAAUGAUUUAGUUUAUUAGUUUACAAUAAUUUUUACAAUUUAAAAAUAAUAUACAAUAUAUAAUACAGUAAUUAGAGUAUCCUACCAUGGAAUAUUCCAUAGCAUACUAUGAAAAUACAAGCGACAAAUGGGAUAUUCCAGGGUGUGCCAUAAUAAAGCAUUGCAUAACUAUUGUAUACUACACAAAAUACUGAGGCAUUUAGUUAUAAAAUGGAAGAUAACGACGCUUGAUGCAAAAAAAAAAAAAAAA